This is a messenger RNA of Sphaeroforma arctica JP610, 687 nucleotides long. RefSeq lists its product as hypothetical. The record is from RefSeq and is a predicted model, not a curated record. NCBI's taxonomy places the organism in Eukaryota, Ichthyosporea, Ichthyophonida. Gene Ontology annotation, cellular component: endoplasmic reticulum. Bases 28 to 687 code for a protein of 219 amino acids. The transcript has 3 exons. Gene Ontology annotation, molecular function: UDP-glucose:glycoprotein glucosyltransferase activity.
CAUACAACAGGCAAGUGGAGGGUGCAGAUGACAUCGACGCAGAGUUCACGCACCAACUCAGUGCCCACAGUGGCAGUCCAACAAUCGACAAAACGGACAGGGCAGGUGUCCAAAAAAACCACGGAACAGGACAGGAGGGACAUGCAACAGGUGCUACUAGAGGGCCGUGGCCUGGGUCACUCAUUUGUUGUGGUCAAUGGAAGGAUCAUCGGCCCUGUCACAAGUGCCGGAAGCUUCCUCACCGCCGACUUUAUCGAGGUAGAACGAGACACUUUGGAAUGGGGCAAUAAAAUCAAGGGAAUACUUGAGGACGAAAAUAGCAGCCAAUCAGCUGCAAGCAUCAGUGAUGCUCUUGUACGCUGUCAGUCGCUACUCGGUGGUGAGUCUGUGGUUCGGGAUGGAGCGCCGGAGCUAGAUGGUAUUGGAUUGUCGUUAAUUAAUUUGCAACGCGAGGACGUCGCAAAUGGCCAUUUGCACACCGUAGUGGUACUGAUCGAUCCUUUGAGUUCCGAUGCGCAGAGACUAACACCACAGCUCAUGAUACUUCGGGAAGCUCUGGGAGCAAGCAUCUCUCUGUACCUGAUGCCUACACCAAUGCUAAAGACUAUCCCUCUCAAUCGCUUCUAUCGCUUUGCCGUAGCGGCCGAGCCGUCAUUUUCGGAAAAUGGACGGUAUGUGCGGAUUUGA